Molecule: messenger RNA, 2361 nt
Organism: Haliotis rufescens (red abalone)
Lineage: Eukaryota; Metazoa; Mollusca; Gastropoda; Lepetellida; Haliotidae
Product: centrosomal protein CCDC61-like
Exons: 15
Coding region: 297-1958 (553 amino acids)
Cellular component (GO): centrosome
Source: RefSeq, a predicted model, not a curated record
CAAUAUGGCUGACAGCGCCUUGUUUGAAAGACGAUGAUUGCGAAAAAGUUGCAAAUAUAUACUUAUCCCUGUGUAAAAGAUGGCACAACCUAGCACGAAUGUGCUGGUGUGUUCAAAGAUAUAAUUAGCCUUACAUAUAAGUUUGAUGGAAUCGUCUUGUAAAGAUAAAAACACUCAUGGUAUGGUGUUGAUAAGCGGUGGCUGUCACUGUCUCCGAAAGUCGUGUUGAAACGUGUGCCGUUACUAAUAUUUUAGGUUUUAGGUUGAUUUAAUUUAGUUCUCCCAUAUACGUCAUCAUGGCGUCCGUCGGCGAUGCUAGUGUUGGCAGUGCCCAUAUGUUCCGUGGAUCUGAGUAUAUUGUGACACUCGAAAGCCAAGCAGGUGCUGUUUUGGUGGAAGUUGAAGACCGGUUGUCCGCCGAUCAGUGGAGAGCUACAUUUGACUCAGCCUAUAUCGAGGAUCUCACACACAAGACUGGGAAUUUCAAACAGUUCAGUGUCUUUGUCAGCAUGCUUGAGUCGGCUAUAUCACAGAGCAGUGACAGUGUAGCCUUGGACCUGUUGACCUAUGCCGACCUGGAGUCUCUCCGACAGAGGAAGUCAGGCAGCACUGUCAAGUCCUCCAUACCUGCACCGAGGGCCACUCUCCUCAACUCAAAACGCUACCUCAUCCUCACGUAUACUGUAGAAUUUGACAGGAUCCACUACCCGCUGCCACUGCCCUAUGUGGGGAAGCCAGACCCGCGCCACCUGCAGGAGACCAUCAGGAAGCUCAAGGGGGAGAUCAAGGUCAUGCGACAUCAGGGAAUCUCAGAAACCAAAAUGAGAGAGAAUGAAAGACUUCAUAAAGAGAACUGCCGUCUGCAGAAAGACAAAGAAGCGCUAGAAGCUGACUUCCUCCAGUACCGCCGUGAGCUGAAGAGCACUUCCACAGGGAGUGCUGUCAACGAUGUGCGGAUGCUGAAGACACUGGUGAAGAAUCUGGAAGAAGAUCUGAUGAAGGAGAAGUCCAAGCAUCAGAGACUGGCCAGCAAGCGGGGACAGGAGUACAGGGAGCUUCUAGAGGAGGUUGAGGAACUAAGAGCCUCUGAGAGAAACCUACGAGUCAGAGUUAAAAGUUUAACAAAUGAGUUAGCUCUUUACAAGCGGGAUCGUGCAAGAGGAACCCAGAGAACGUCCCGCAACUCCACGCGAGAACGGUCAUCUUCCUACGAUCGGUACACGCGAGAACGGUCGCUGUCCAAUGACAGGUCCUACAACAGAGACAGAACACAUUCACAGGACAGACUGUAUGGCCGGCCUCGAUCUUCAUCCAGGGAGAGGCCAUCCACUGCUCCAAACAGAAGCAGCCUCAGCGACAGAUCUCCCUCAACUAGAAACAUUUAUCUCCACACCAGGAGCCGAACACCUUCACCAGCAGGGGCCCGCAACCCACGCUUUGAUCCCACAGCUUACAUCAAGGAAAAAGAGCGAGUGAAAAGGGAAUCUCACUUAAAAAAGAAGAGGGUAACAAGUGCCAACAUUUCUCGGACAUCCAACCGAUCGACCGGGCCUUCACCUGGCCGCACCAACACAAGCAGACUUUCAGCUCAGAGUCGCAACAGAUCAAGGAAUUCAUCCUUGGGCAGUCAAGGAGACCUGAGUGAUGGUGGGAUGUCGGAUUCCUCCUAUAGAGGCCUCAGGAACUACAAUAAUAAUUGCAAACAGAAGAGGACUUCCUACCAAACAAGUCCUGGUGUGCCAAGAAAGGAUACAAGGAGAGCACCAGUGAACUCAAAGAAGAAAAUAUUGGCCAGUACCCCUGAUUCGGAGUCAGGGCGGAGGAGACCUGUGAGGAAGAAGGAGAACUACCCUGACAGUGGUGAUGAGAGCGAGUAUUUUGACAGAUCAGCUGAGAUCUGUGACAUUGACGAGCGAUUGAACCGACUCCAGCAGCUGAUGAAAGCCAGUCUGUCAUGAUGACAACUGCCAUAGACGACCCUUUUCUAUUUCAUGUUCAAGAUGGCCCAAGCUGUAUAAAAUAUUCUGUGCAUUCCUGAGAUGGUUACAUGAAUUUUGAGAAUCUACAAUCAUUAUUAUUAUGAAGUCAAUGAAUAUGAUGAAGUCAGAAUUAUUAUUACUGCGUUGAAGAUAUUAUUUUGUUGAAAGAUUGUUUUUAAUAGAUUCAUUGACAUUUUAACAUGGGUAUCAAUAUGUUCAAAAUAUCGUCCUGUUUUAGCCAUUUACUUUUUAAUUACCGUAUUUAACGUAAUAAGCGCCCAGGGCCCUCUAAAAAUUAGAAAUAGGGGGCUCUUAUUAGAAUAUUAUUUUGUCAAAAAAAAACAGAGUUGAAAGAUAAAUUUCGUGGUUUAUGCUGACAGCC